CUGCGCAGUGGAGUGGCCCUGGGGGCGGGGCGCGGCGCCUGUCAGCUGACUGUGGCGGCGGCGGCCUCGAGGUGACAACUGUGUCCGUCGCAGGCUCCGGCAGGGGCGCAGGAGGUCGCCCGGCGCGUCACUCUCGGGUCGGCGAGCCGCGGGGGCCGCCGCAGCACCAUGGCGACCACCGUCAGCACUCAGCGCGGGCCGGUGUACAUCGGCGAGCUCCCGCAGGACUUCCUCCGCAUCACGCCCACACAACAGCAGCGGCAGGUCCAGCUGGACGCGCAGGCGGCCCAGCAGCUGCAGUACGGAGGCGCCGUGGGCACCGUGGGCCGACUGAACAUCACUGUGGUUCAGGCAAAGUUGGCCAAGAAUUACGGCAUGACCCGCAUGGACCCCUACUGCCGACUGCGCCUGGGCUACGCGGUGUAUGAGACGCCCACGGCACACAAUGGCGCCAAGAAUCCCCGCUGGAAUAAGGUCAUCCACUGCACGGUGCCCCCAGGCGUGGACUCGUUCUAUCUCGAAAUCUUCGAUGAGAGAGCCUUCUCCAUGGACGACCGCAUCGCAUGGACCCACAUCACCAUCCCCGAGUCCCUGAGGCAAGGCAAGGUGGAGGACAAGUGGUACAGCCUGAGCGGGAGGCAGGGGGACGACAAGGAGGGCAUGAUCAACCUCGUCAUGUCCUACGCGCUGCUGCCAGCUGCCAUGGUGAUGCCACCCCAGCCUGUGGUCCUGAUGCCGACGGUGUACCAGCAGGGCGUCGGCUACGUGCCCAUCACAGGGAUGCCCGCCGUCUGCAGCCCCGGCAUGGUGCCCGUGGCCCUGCCCCCGGCCGCCGUGAACGCCCAGCCCCGCUGUAGCGAGGAGGACCUGAAAGCCAUCCAGGACAUGUUCCCCAACAUGGACCAGGAGGUGAUCCGCUCGGUGCUGGAAGCCCAGCGAGGGAACAAGGACGCCGCCAUCAACUCCCUGCUGCAGAUGGGGGAGGAGCCGUAGAGCCUCCGCCCUCGCUGCCGUGUCACCCCAGCUCUUCGGACACGCCAACCGGGCGCUCCCCAAGGAAUGCUGUCCCAACAAGAUCCCCGUGACACGGCCCCUGUCGCCCCUCCCGUGGACGUCUGGGCUGCCCCGCCCGCGCCUGCUCUGGGUGCAUGGGGAUUUUCGUUCCUGGCGGCCCAGGACGGGGCGGUGCUCCCUUCGCCUCUUGUGCUGGGAGGUCUCGGCGCAUUCUUCUGUCCCCAGGACGUGCGUCUCCCCUUCUCAUGCUGUUCUGGAAAAUGUUCUUGCUGUAGAGAGCAGCUGCUUCUGCCAGGGUGUUGGAGGUGGUGGAGCGCCUUCUGAUUCCAUUCAUGGCAUUUUGUGAUGUGACGUCAUUGGAAUAGAGCUGUUGAUUAAGGCACACACGAUCCCUCACACUGAUUUGUGGGUUUUUUUAGAACUUCCCAGCCGAAAACUCACGUCCUUGCCCUAACGCGCUUUGCUGUGAGCCUGGCCCCUGCCCAGGGCUUGGGUCUGGUGAGCGGGCAGCUUCCUGUGGAUGGCGUGGGGCCGGCCUCUGGCCUGGCUCACCUGGCCACUGUCCAGCCAGCCUUGUGACAGACUCCAGCCUGAAGGCAGGAUGCACCCACACCUGGCAUGAGGAGGGGAGCCUGGCACGGUUGGCCGGGCUCUGCCUGAUUGCCAGCCAGCGGGCAUCUGAAGCCGGGUCCUUCACCCGCAGGAGGCUGUCGUCCGUCCUGCUGCUCACGCCAGCUCCGUGGGUGUCCUCCCAGGGGGCUUCUCUUCUCAACAGGCCUUGCAAGGCUGGGGUGGGAGGUGAUAGAGGCGGCACGUGCAUGAUCCUGAGAGGGUGUUGCGGCACUGCCAGCCGACUGCUGACGACAGCUUGGGCAGCUGCUGUGCCUGGGACCUAGGUUCAGCGUGGGUGAGGGAAGCCUGGCAAACGUGGCCGUGUAAAAGCUUUCUGAGGCGGGAGGCACGCCUCACCUCUGCCUGCCUGGGCACCGCGUGUAGCAUCUUGGUUUGCAGGACAGAUUUUAGGUGACACCUGGUUAUGAAAGUCAGGAAUUUGAGAAACUUCUCACAAGUGAUGCACUUUACGUAAUCCGCAUGCCAUCGAGACGCUUGUGUGCGCACCCGCAUGUCUGCUGUUUGUGGUUCAAGUGUCUGCCCCCAGCCUUCGGACGGAAACCCACUGAUACGGACAGAAAGAGAAGGCCUACAAGUGGGUCUUCUAUGGAAGAUGCAGAAGGAGGAAGUUAGUGCUUACAUUUUAGUCUUUUUCUCCCUGGAAAAAAUAAGUUUCAGUGUCAGCUAGAAAAUACUGCUUUCCGCCACCGACUGGGGGUGGUUUUUGUCAAAUAUACUGUUGAUAAAUAUUUAUUUUUGUAAACUUGAAGUGUGUGGUGGCCGUGGGGGAGGGACAUGGUGGCAACAGGCGCCUUCUUCAGCUGUGGGUCCUAAAGGCCUUUGAUCGUGUGAAGAAGAAAGACAUGGUGUUUGCUUAGCAGAUGCCGACCACUCAGAGGGCCCUGGGAUUCCGCCUCAGAUGGCCUGGUCUUACGUCUUCUCCAUUGGGAAUGAAGGUGUCAGGUGGGACUGGAACGUUCUAGAUGAUAAUGUUCUGUGACAUUAAUAACUCUUCGGGACGGACCGCAGGCCACACUUGGAGGCCUCACUGUGCUGGGGGCUUCGGCGUCCAGGCGCCCAGGUGUGGCCACCAGCACCGGUUUCUGCCUUCGCAUUGCUGGGGUGCAGUGAGACUGCCACACCAUGCACGUGUGGCUCUGUGGGUGUCUCCUGGAGAGGACGUGGCCCCUGCUGCCAGCUCCUGAGCAGCCCGUGUCGGGGCCGGAGGGAGCCGCACAGUGGGGGCCGCCUCGCUGGAGGGAAAGCAACCCUCCGCCAAUGACGAGUGGGGGCCGGAGGUAGCCUCACAGUGGGGGCCACCUCGCUGGAGGGAGAAUAACCCUUCGCCAAUGACGAGUGGGGGCCCGAGGGAGCCACACGGUGGGGGCCGCCUCGCUGGAGGGAGAGCAACCCUUUGCUGAUGACCACGCUUGCUGCCAUCUCUUAGUUUUCUUUUUCACGAACGCUUUAUUUUUUUAAUAGAUAAAUCACAUUUUGUAAGUCCUUUAAUAAGAUUUUUCUUUCCUGCAUUUUGUGCUUUAUUUUCUGCUUGAAGGCUUACUGUAGAAGCAGCUUGCUGAGCCCCUCCAAGCGGUCCCAGAAUUAGCUGGUUCACGCCCCCCACCCGCCCCCGUCCCUGCCUGUCAGGUGUGGAUGAGGUCGUCGCACUCAGAAGGACAGGCUUGUUUGCCAGCUCAUAAGGGCAGGCUGCAGCGGGUUUGGGAGCUGGGCUUAGGCCCCUGGUGUCUGAGGGCCCGGGCCUUGCCAGGCCUCUGCCGCUCCUGCUCCUGGGUUUGAAGAUGCCAAUUGCCAGCUCUGUGGCAGCAGUCACUAAGGACAGCCUGACUGUGCCAUCUCGGAGCCUCGGGCAGGGCUCCGGAGACAGAAGACAGGUCGCCGGAGGCUCCCUGCUCCUUUCUACUCUGCAGAUGCUCUCCACUCUGCAGAUGCUCUCCACUCUGCAGGCGCUGCCCUGCAGGGUGUCAGCGGGUGGGGUCUCAGAACAUGUGCUUCUGAUUAUUUUACUGGGGUCCAUUGUCCAGAUUUUUCUUUGAUUGUAAAAUAUAUUUUUACUUUUUAGCCUCCUAAUUUAAUAAAUGAUCCAUAUGAAAAUAGACAAAUAAAGUUCUUUAAGGGCAGGUUUA
Molecule: messenger RNA, 3770 nt
Organism: Chlorocebus sabaeus (green monkey)
Lineage: Eukaryota; Metazoa; Chordata; Mammalia; Primates; Cercopithecidae
Gene: TOLLIP
Product: toll interacting protein
Biological process (GO): ubiquitin-dependent protein catabolic process
Cellular component (GO): cytoplasm
Molecular function (GO): ubiquitin conjugating enzyme binding; ubiquitin binding
Source: RefSeq, a predicted model, not a curated record